Molecule: messenger RNA, 414 nt
Organism: Papaver somniferum (opium poppy)
Lineage: Eukaryota; Viridiplantae; Streptophyta; Magnoliopsida; Ranunculales; Papaveraceae
Product: glycine-rich protein DOT1-like
Exons: 1
Coding region: 1-414 (137 amino acids)
Source: RefSeq, a predicted model, not a curated record
AUGCAUGGGAAUGGAGGUGGUAGUUGGCAUGGAGGCUGCAAUGGAGGCGGGGACGGCGGCGGCGAUAUGCAUGGGAAUGGAGGUGGUAACUGGCAUGGAGGCAUAGGUGGAGGCAAUGGCUGGGAUGGGCAAGUGUGUGGAAUUGGCGGCGGCAAUGAAGGUGGAGGCUGUGGUAUGCAUGAAGGCGGGGACAUACAAGGCUGGGGUGAAGGGCAAGGGCACAAAGGCGUGGACGGGCAUGGGCAUGGACAUGGACAUGUGGACGGGCAUGGGCAUGGACAUGGCGACGGCGGUGGGCAUGGUGGGCAAGGUGGCAGGCAUGGGCAUGGAGGUGGUGCUGGACAUGGAGGCGGCAAGGGAAGUGGAGGCGGUGCCGGACAUGGAGGCCGAGGUAUACAACAUACCAAAGUAUAA